AUGCCAACCAGAAUAAAGACAUACAAAAGAACAUUUAUGAGGCAAUUCGACGAAAUUCAUGAGUAAAGCUUUGGUAAAGGCACGAAACCACCUAAACUUGGAUAUCCAGACACUGGAAAUGGUUGGUAUUCAAAGAAACUUCCAUAUAAACAGUGGUAUGAAAUGAAUGUUGCUCAAAGAAUGCACUUGAAUUAUCUUGAAGGAAUUACAUUCGUUAUUUUGGUCUCAAUUAUAGGAGGAAUCAGUUAUCCAAUGGAGGUGUUUUACGCACAAAUUGCUUAUAUUAUUGGGAGAUAACUCUUCGCAGUGGCUUAUUAUAAUAUGGGUCCUAUCUUUAGAGUUCCAGGAGUAAUUGGAUUGUAAUACGGUUAGUGGGCUUGCGCUUACUACAGUAUAAAAACAUGUCUCACUCUUUUAGAAUGA
Stylonychia lemnae is the source of this 423-nucleotide messenger RNA. Lineage: Eukaryota; Ciliophora; Spirotrichea; Sporadotrichida; Oxytrichidae. The record is from the annotation of a GenBank genome assembly.